Messenger RNA from Monopterus albus (swamp eel), 4577 nucleotides. RefSeq names its product calcium channel, voltage-dependent, beta 1 subunit (gene cacnb1). Gene Ontology annotation, biological process: calcium ion transmembrane transport. Bases 175 to 1929 code for a protein of 584 amino acids. NCBI's taxonomy places the organism in Eukaryota, Metazoa, Chordata, Actinopteri, Synbranchiformes, Synbranchidae. The record is from RefSeq and is a predicted model, not a curated record. Gene Ontology annotation, molecular function: voltage-gated calcium channel activity; protein binding. Gene Ontology annotation, cellular component: voltage-gated calcium channel complex. The transcript is spliced from 15 exons.
UGGUGCGCCAGUGUGUAAUAUUAUAGGCUUGGAAGGAGGCAGCUGUUGUCAUUAUAUUAGCAGACAGCUCCAAUAGAUCAGCGUUUUCACCCUCCAUGAACAGAACAAAAGAUGAGUCUAUCGAAACCAACGUAAACACACCAAACUGAGAAUAGAUUUUAAAAAGUUUAAUCAAUGGUACAGAAAAGUAGUAUGUCCAGGACGCCUUCGACCUCAACCCAGGAGAUCCAAAUGGACAUGUUCGACCAUCAUCCACACACACAGGGAAAGUACGCCAAGAGGAAGAGCCGAUUUAAGCGCUCCGAUGGAAGCACCUCCUCUGACACCACCUCGAACAGCUUUGUCCGACAGGGCUCUGCAGACUCUUACACCAGCCGGCCGUCUGACUCAGAUGUGUCCCUGGAAGAGGAUCCUGAGGCUCUGAGGAAGGAGGCUGACAGACAGGCUCUCGCCACACUCGAAAAAGCAAAGACCAAGCCAGUGGCGUUUGCUGUGCGCACAAAUGUUGGUUACAACCCGGGCCCCAGUGAUGACGUUCCUGUGCAGGGCAUGGCCAUAUCCUUUGAAGCCAAAGACUUCUUGCACAUUAAAGAGAAGUACAACAAUGACUGGUGGAUCGGGCGUCUGGUGAAGGAGGGCUGUGAGGUGGGCUUCAUUCCCAGUCCAGUCAAACUGGAAAACACCCGUCUGCUGCAGGAGCAGAGGAUGAGACAGAACCGACUCAGCUCCAGUAAAUCUGGAGGAAGCUCCAGUCUGGAUGUUGCCACAGGAACUCGCAGGCCCACCCCGCCUGGCACAGGUGGCCCAGCUAAACAGAAACAGAAGUCGAUGGAGCACGUACCUCCCUAUGACGUGGUCCCCUCCAUGAGACCUAUCAUCUUAGUCGGACCGUCACUCAAAGGAUAUGAGGUGACAGACAUGAUGCAGAAAGCACUCUUUGACUUUCUGAAACACAAGUUUGAGGGCAGGAUAUCCAUCACACGGGUGACAGCGGACAUCUCCCUGGCCAAACGUUCAGUCCUCAAUAACCCCAGCAAACACACCAUCAUUGAGCGCUCUAGUACCCGCUCCAGCCUGGCGGAGGUGCAAAGCGAGAUCGAACGUAUCUUUGAGCUAGCCCGCACCCUCCAGCUGGUCGCUUUGGAUGCAGACACCAUCAACCACCCCUCUCAGCUGGCUAAGACCUCCCUGGCUCCCAUCAUUGUCUAUAUCAAAAUAGCCUCACCCAAGGUCCUCCAGAGGCUCAUUAAAUCCAGGGGGAAGUCCCAGGCUAAACACCUAAAUGUGCAGAUGGUGGCGGCAGACAAGCUGGCUCAGUGCCCACCUGAACUGUUUGACAUUCCUCUGCUGACCCGUACCAUGGCUACAGCAGCCCUGGCCGCCUCCCCUGAGCCCGUCUCCAACCUACAGGGGCCGUACCUGGUCCCUGGUGAGCAGAAGCGGGAAGGGUCUCUGACAGAGUGCAGUGGGAGCGGCACUCUGCAUGACUAUCAGACAGACCUGGGAGGAAAGCCUCAGCCCUUGCGCUCUUCUCGUGGCCAGCUUCGAGGAGGGAGUGCGCGAGGCCUGUCGCGACAAGACACAUUCGACUCUGAGACCCAGGGCAGCCGGGACUCUGCCUACACCGAGGCAGGUGACUCCUGCAUGGACAUUGAGACUGACCCCUAUGAAGAGCCCGAGCCCUACCGAGGGGGCAGGGGCAGCCGCCUCCACCUGGCACAGCAUCAUGGCAGACAGGCUUCCUGGGAAGAUGAAGGCGCCGAGCCGGACCAAGAGAACCUGAACCACCCACCAAUGCAGAGCCAGAUGCAGCCUCAUGGACGUGUUAAGCUGAGGGAGCGUUACUGCCAAGACCCUGUAGACACAGGGGCCAACAUGAGCCGCAACAAAAACCAGGACGACUGGGGAAGGGAUGUCUACAUCCACUGAACAUGCAUCAUACUACAAAGGCAAGGAAGCUACUGUGCAGACUGAGGAUAGAGGGAGAGGAGGAGAGGGAAAGGGGAAGGUUCAGGUUUUGGAUUCAGAAGGAACUGAAGUGUGCGUUUGGGGCCAUGUUAGUCAGGCUACCAAAUUAAUCUGUUUACAUCCCAGUACAAUGUAAAGAAACACAUCAACUGCCAGACGUCAUUUUCAUUAACUUCUUUAAAUUCAAUUCAUUUAUGUUUAGAAAACUAAUAUUGCUCUGUUUUGUUUCCUGUGUUAAUACUGCAUGAAUAUCAUGGGUUUCUAUACAGCACGAGGACAGUAAUUGUUAUGAUUGUGAAUCUAUGAUUGUGAUCUGUAAGACUCAAUCUCUCCUUCAGUUGUGGAGUAUGAGAGCUGGUGGAGGUGUAGUCUGUCCUGUCUGUCCUCUGCAGUCUUAAACAGGGUCUAAAGUUACCGCCCCCAUGUAUGUACAGUACCAGGGUUUCUCCUUAACUUAAUCCCAUUCACUGCCUUUUGAUUUCAGAGUUCACUCCCAUAAUGAGAUCCAGAAGUUGUCUCACCUCCACUUCCUUAUCACCCAGACCUUAAAAAGCUGGUGGAGGUUUUGCCAUAUUUUAACACAAAAAUGUAUCAGUGUUGCUGCAGUUACAUCAGCUUGAUAUAAACAACAACGAACAGACUCCAAAGACAUCAACUUCUUCCCUGACCUGGUUCAGCCAUCGUACCCGACCGUACAUGUCUGACCCAGUCCUCAUGUUUUGGUUUUUUUCUUCUUCGUGGGUGCUGAGAGCGCCUGCGGUGCUCACGUUGUCUCUGUUUUUCUAACGUCGUGCAGAUUCAAAGCAGCGCUGCAGCUGUAGUGAUGAAUGAAGUGUCCUGCCUUAGUCACACCCACCCCAAAACUCCUCAGUUCAAGACAACUCCAAUCACAAGUGCCGGAAUGUCUCGCCAAGCCAUGUCCACCACCGGUGGGAUGUCUUAACUCUUGUUACACUCAUUUUCAUGCCAUAUUUGUUGUCUCUUUAUGCCCCUUGGCUACUCUGCACCGUAGCUCACCUCUGUUUUUGUUGGGUUUGUUUGUUUUGGUUUUGUUUUUUUGUUUUUUUUUUGCACCAGCUUUGUCAUCUGUUUUUCAGGGCUAAUGGUUAUAUCAAAAGUACUUGUGUGUGGAUUAUCACUCUGAACUUCCACCCAAAUAGCUAGCUUGUCUGAUAUUAGAUACCACUCUCUUCUUACUCUUGAUUUCUGACUGAAUUAGUGCUGUUUUUUUUUUUUUCCCCUGUGGACAUUUUUUUAAAUCUUCAGUUCUCGUGAGGUAGUGAGAGGAGUAUCAAGCGGGGUGGGAGGGAAAGGAUCAGCUUUGAUCUUUACUCAGUUAUCUAUAAUGGAGAAUCCAUGAAUGUCUUUGGUGGGCUACUGUGGCCCAGCCCUGUCUUCUGUUGAAUAAAUAAAUAUUAAAUAAUGAUCAGUAAAUAAUGUUAUUGUUGCGUUAUCGCAAUUGUUAAGAAAAUAUGAAAUAACAUGUAUCAUUGGUGCCUGAUUGUAGCUACAUUUUGCUUUUUCUGCCUUUCAUUUUUAAUCUGUGGAUAAAUUCGUAUUUUAAUUAAAACUUUAAUCAGAAAAUGCCGGUGUCAUUUAAUUGAUAUGACAUGUCAUUUUCACAAAGUGCAGAGAUGUAAAACUGCAUGUUCAUGUAUAUGCUUUGAUAUUUUUAUCUAUGUAUUAUUUAUCUUCUAAAAGCCUCAGGACAAAGAUAUUUUAGUUCAGGAUAAACCAUAGAGAACAAAUCAGCAGGUGUUUAUUCCCACUUUUGAGAUCACACUACAUCCUCUUUAUUUCUUUCACGUCAUCAUUAGUGCUAUUGUUGUUAUUUUGGGCUACAAGAAAAAAAGAACGCAUAAUGGAAUUGUGUGUCAUAAAGCACCAACACCACCCUGUCUAUAAGCAAAGUGCUGUGAUGGGUGUAAACGUGCAAAACCUCAACAAAGAGCUGAGUGCUCCCUUGCCUGCCAAGAAUGUACUAGGACCUUUGGCGCUUUAUUAUGUUCACAGAAACUGUUAACGCAAAACGUUCUUCUCAUGCGGCAGCACAUUUGACCACACCUGCUCAGUCUUUCAGGCAAAGAGGAAACAUAAUAAGAACAAGAUGUGAAAUCAAAAUGCAGCUGAUUCCAGGAUGUGGUUUUUAUACCUUUCAUGUUCACUGUUGAUAUCUCAUCAUCUGCAGUGGAAAAAAAUUCACAAAUGAGGAUGUGGUUUCCAUCUGAUGUGUCAAAGUGAGCCUUACUUUGACUUACAGAGCCUGUGUUAUUUAACAGGCUCUGCAGCUGUGGUGACACAAAUGGUGUGUCAAUUUUACUGUAAAAGCAGAACAAUAGAAGAACAGAAGCUGAGUUCAUGGCAAGAUAAAUAGAUUCAUAACAUUAUUUGAUUAUUACUGAAGCAUUACUGUGAUGCUGGUCAAGAAGCUAAUUUAAAUUACUUCACUUAGCCUGCUGUUGGUCAUUUAAGUUCAUAACAAAUCUUCAAAAUUUUUUAGGCUGAUCAUAAGUUUUAAAAGUAAAUUCAUAAUCUUCCUUUCCACUGGAAAUGACUACAAAAAGCCACAAAUAUAAAUAAAUGCAAAGCAGCUACAGUACAGAGAUACC